Ornithorhynchus anatinus (platypus) is the source of this 806-nucleotide messenger RNA. It is a transcript of the gene MRPS28, whose product is annotated as mitochondrial ribosomal protein S28. Lineage: Eukaryota; Metazoa; Chordata; Mammalia; Monotremata; Ornithorhynchidae. The record is from RefSeq and is a predicted model, not a curated record. Gene Ontology annotation, cellular component: mitochondrial small ribosomal subunit. The coding region runs from base 26 to 583 and encodes 185 amino acids. The transcript is spliced from 3 exons.
GUGGGAGGGGAGGGCGGGUGCCGUCAUGGCGGCGGCGGCGGCGUGGUGUCGGCGCCGUGUCCGGCCGCCGCUCCUCCCCGCGCGGUCCUGCCACGCCGGCGGGCCCGGGGCCCGGAGCGCUGGGCCGGCGGAGGAGGCGGAGGAGUCGGGGCGGCGGGCGGGCGGCUUGGCCGGCGCCAUGGAGCGGCAGGCGGAGCUGCGGCGGGAGGCGGAGCGCGCCCAGGCUUCGUGGAGGAGCACGCCUGCGUCGUUCGCAUCCAUGCUGAGGCACUCGCCCUUGGUCCAGAUGGGUCCCGCGGCCGACAAGCCGGUGAUCGGACGUAUCUUUCACGUGGUGCGGGAUGACCUCUACGUGGACUUCGGGGCCAAGUUCCACUGCGUGUGCAAGAGACCCCAACUGGACGCUGAGAAGUACCGGGAAGGGGCCCGAGUGCGCCUGAGGCUGGUGGAUCUGGAGCUGACCUCCAGGUUCCUGGGAGCCAAGACGGACACCACCCUGCUGGAGGCCGACGCGGUGCUCGUGGGCCUCGUGGACGGCCACCCCACCCCGAGGCCCCGAGAGGAAACCCCGGCGAGGGCCUAGCCGGCCGGCGGACGACGGGACCGGCCGCUCGGCGUCCGGGCCGCCCACCCCCUCUGGCCCGGGAACGCUCGUGAAGGAGCACCUCCGCCCGGGGAGGGGGCGCGAUGGCCCAUCGAUGGAAGAAUGAGCGGUCCGGGGGCGUAAGCGCUAAGCCCCCACCCUGGGCCGAGCGCUGCGCGAGGACCGUCAAUAAAGGCCAGGCCUGGCGCCUGCUGUGAAAAUA